Molecule: messenger RNA, 792 nt
Organism: Cataglyphis hispanica
Lineage: Eukaryota; Metazoa; Arthropoda; Insecta; Hymenoptera; Formicidae
Gene: l(3)87Df
Exons: 2
Coding region: 132-488 (118 amino acids)
Biological process (GO): mitochondrial respiratory chain complex IV assembly
Cellular component (GO): mitochondrion; mitochondrial inner membrane
Source: RefSeq, a predicted model, not a curated record
GGCCGAACGAGCGCUCGAAUCACCGCCGCCAUUUAAAAUUUUGCACCCGCAACGCCCUCGUACGAGUAUCUCGGAUACCGUCUUGACAGAAUAGCUGAUUAUCCGAGGAUAACGAUAAGAAACGCAACGUGAUGGACGCCGAAAUUAUAGACGAGAACGACCGAUCCAAGGCGGUGAUGCUGUUUGGCCGAGACAUCAGCAAGAUUCCCUGUUUCAAACAAAGCAUGUUGAAUGGCAUCUACAGCGGCUUCGCCACCGGCCUGGUCACCUUCGUGCUCACGAGUCGCAUAAAGCUCUCGACGAACAUGGCCCUGGGAUCCUACAUGGGUGUCUCCGUAGUUUAUUGGUGCUUUUGUCGAUACGAUUAUGUGAUGCAAAAGUACGCUAUGGACGAUGUAAAACACCUUUUACAGAAGAGAUCAAUUAGUACCGAGGAGGAAGUCAAUGAAGCCUUCCAAGAUCAACAGGGAAAGCUAGUCGAUGCUUGAGAUAACUUGUGUAUUUUCUUUCAAAGACUUUUAAAAUUAUUCGUAAAGAAAGCAGAUACAUUGUGCAAUGUUUUAUCGCACAGAACAACACAAUGCAAUGCGUAAUAUAUAGGUAAGAUUAUUGUAUUAUUUAUGAAAUGCAUGUAAAAGGAUGUCUAAAGCUUCUGGCUGAUAAUUUUUUUUUCAACGAACCGUUUACAUAAUAUAUAUAUAAUUUGAUAUUUGUGAGACUGUUAGACUGUGUGAAUCAAAUGUAUAUAUAUAUAUUAUACAGAUAUAUUAGAAAUAAAUAAUUUUAUAUCAA